AUGCAAUUUGCCGUUGGUGAAAUUUGUGCAAUUGGCGUGAUUGGUGCAAUCGGCGCCAUUGGUGAAAAUGCACCAUUGGUGCAAACUUCACCAUUGGCGCCAAUUGCACCAAUGGUGCAAUUUUCACCAAUGGGGAACUGGCGGAAUUGAUGUGAUUGAUUUUAUUGGUGAAACUGGCGCCAAUUGUGGUGUAAUUUGUUUGGAGCCAUCCACCAAUAUCACACCAAUACCACACCAAUGUCUUUUCACCAAUCCAAUCAUCACACAAACACUGUCCCACCAACAGAAUUGCAUAAAUUCAUCCCACCAUUCAAGUCACACCAGAAUCGAGGAAAAUGAGGAAUUUACUAUGCAGGCCGGCGGCCGGCCUUUUUUCAAUUUAUUUUUUUUCUCCGGCCGGCCGGCCGGCCUCUCCAAAUUUCUCGAUGCGGCCUUGCGGCCGAACAAGGCCUUUUUCACAGCCCUGCCAUUAAUGGCAAUUCGAUUACCAACAAAAUUUUUUUUUUUCAGAAAAACCUGGAAAUCGUCAAAAAAUGGUUUUCGGAUCAAAAAUUGGAUAAAUGCAUUGAAAUCGAUUCGCUGAAAAUUCUGGAACCCGAAAAAAUUCGGAAAAUGAGUUUGAAUAAAUUGAGUCGAGAAGGUUUGAGAAGUAAGAAAAAUGUGACACUUUUGGAGAUUACGCGGAAAAAACCCGAGAAAAAUGAUGUGAGUUUGAAGGUUACGGUAUUUUUGCCACGUGGCAUUUUUUUUAGCAAGACAACUUUAAAGGAGAGAUAUCAUUUUUGAAAAUUGUUAGAUUUUAUCAUAGAAAUUUUGAAACAGUGGAUUUUUUUCAGUUCAUAAAUUUCGAAUUCGACAUUUCUGCUCAAUUUUUGCUCUCCGAAUCCCAUCAAAUUUCCCUUCGAAUUCGAACCGAAAAAUUUGUGAAGAGCAAAGACUACAGUCUAGUUUAUGAGCCGCAAAUCAUCGAGAAUCCACUAGAAAAUGCACAGUGCCAAAAACAAUUAUCGAUUUUUGAAAUUUGCUCAUGUUUAUCACUUUAUUGA
Caenorhabditis angaria is the source of this 1046-nucleotide messenger RNA. The record is from the annotation of a GenBank genome assembly. NCBI's taxonomy places the organism in Eukaryota, Metazoa, Nematoda, Chromadorea, Rhabditida, Rhabditidae.